Molecule: messenger RNA, 366 nt
Organism: Leptosia nina
Lineage: Eukaryota; Metazoa; Arthropoda; Insecta; Lepidoptera; Pieridae
Source: the annotation of a GenBank genome assembly
AUGACAACGAGCUCGGCUUCUUCUCUCGCGUUAACACCAGCUGCUUUAAGCAGCGCUAGAAGUACUGAAGCGAGUGUUUGUUGGACACCGCCGGCAUCCGUGGAAGGGUCGACGCCGACAUGGACCGAGGGUACACCGAGUUUUACAGAGUCCAGUAGUAGCGAACAAGGCUACCCAGUUACUCCCGGCCGUGGGAACACCCCAAACGAUGGCCGCCGUUCCCCGCGCCCCGCGCCCCCUCCGCGAGCGACACCCAUCAACUGCCUCACGACCGAAGUGGUUGAAAUCUCGCAUUUGACAUCUGAAACGUCACAUAUAACAAUUUCAAGUUAUGAUGUCCAUCAAGUUGAAGAAAAGUUUAGUUAA